UUGUUUUCGGUAAUAUAUCAAAGAUGUCUACGUCGUGUACGUUCUUAACUUUUCAAAACUAGACAGCCCUCCAAAGGCAAGAAACAUGGUCAAAACAAGAGAUAAAACAAACAGACACACAUAGAACUCAAAAGUGUGGUCUCUUUCUCAUCUAUCUAAAGCUUUUCUCUUUUUCUUUUCUAGUUUCCAUUUCAGUUCUGCUUUUUUUUUUUUUUAUGGAUCAUGAUAUAGAGAAGAGAUUCACAGUAAUGAUUGAUCACAGACGGCUAAACCAAUCUGCAUCAUCACCACUUUUCACUGUGUUUUCGAUCAGUUUUAUAACUCUGAUCUUGGUCACAACGUUGGUUCGAAUAUCUAAUUUCUCGAUGCAACUGCGGAGUAAUGAUUACUCAGAGGUGAAGAUAGAGAUCAAAAGAGUGAUUCCACAGUUACCUCUUAGCUCUGAGAAGGAUGGUGAAAGGAAAAAUCCGAUCAAGCAACAAUAUACACAACAAAUGAUGCAAUCUCCUAAUCUGAAAACCAAAGAGAAACUCCAAGUUAUUGAGACUUUUAGUGGAGAUAACUUGUCAGAGAAGUUUCAAAAGAGGGUUAUUGAGUUUGUCGGUGAUGGAUGUGAAGUCAACUUCGUCAUGACAUGGAUAUCAUCAGCAGAGUUCUUCGGCAAAAGAGAGGUAUUAGCUAUUGAAAGUGUCUUUAAGUCUCAUCCUCGUGGUUGCUUAAUGAUCCUAUCCGCAACCUUGGAUUCUCCUCAAGGUUAUACAAUCUUGAAACCGUUUCUUGAUCGUGGUUACAAAGUUCUUGCAGUCACACCGGAUUUGUCUUUUCUACUAAAAGGAACCGCCGGAGAAUCAUGGCUCGAGGAAAUAAAGACAGGUAAAAGAGACCCCGGGAAGAUACCUUUAGGUCAGAAUCUCUCAAACCUCAUGAGGCUUGCUUACUUGUACAAAUAUGGAGGUGUUUACUUAGACACAGACAUGAUUGUUCUAAAAAGCUUCAAAGGUCUUAGAAACGUGAUUGGAGCACAAACUCUUGAUCCUUCGUCGACAAAUUGGACAAGACUGAACAACGCGGUACUAAUAUUCGACAAGAACCAUCCUCUGUUACUCAAAUUCAUCGAAGAAUUCGCUAACACUUUCAACGGAAACAUAUGGGGAUACAAUGGACCGUACCUUGUUUCUCGAGUGGCUAGAGCCGUGGAAGGGUCUAGUGGCUAUAACUUCACCGUCAUGCGACCUUCAGCGUUCUAUUCGGUAAACUGGCUCGAGAUUAAGAAGUUGUUCAGAGUGCCUAAAACAGAGAAAGAUUCGAGAUGGGUCAAAGUCAAGCUUCUUCAUAUGCAGAGGAGUGGCUAUGGUUUGCAUCUGUGGAAUAAGUUUAGCAAGAAGUAUGAAAUUGAACAAGGAAGUGCCAUGUGGAAACUAGUUUCAGAGCACUGCAUCAUCUGUGACACUGGUUCUGUAUCAUAGUCUAUUGUUUCAAUUUGUUCCAUUAAAUCACACACACACACACUGUUGAUAACUUCUUUGUAAAUAAAGAACUAUUUAAAGCCC
Molecule: messenger RNA, 1550 nt
Organism: Camelina sativa (false flax)
Lineage: Eukaryota; Viridiplantae; Streptophyta; Magnoliopsida; Brassicales; Brassicaceae
Source: RefSeq, a predicted model, not a curated record